This is a messenger RNA of Puccinia graminis f. sp. tritici CRL 75-36-700-3, 1918 nucleotides long. RefSeq lists its product as uncharacterized. The record is from RefSeq and is a predicted model, not a curated record. Gene Ontology annotation, molecular function: myo-inositol:proton symporter activity. NCBI's taxonomy places the organism in Eukaryota, Fungi, Basidiomycota, Pucciniomycetes, Pucciniales, Pucciniaceae. The transcript is spliced from 20 exons. Gene Ontology annotation, cellular component: membrane. Bases 92 to 1918 code for a protein of 608 amino acids. Gene Ontology annotation, biological process: transmembrane transport.
GGCUCUGUUGACAAUUGAGACGACAUCUUCAAUCGCCCAUAACUCCCAGCUUGACCAUUCCGCCCUCAAUCCAGUAAAAACCAAGUGCAAGAUGUCAUUAGACUCUGUUGAGAAAAACAAUGUCUCAUUGAAAGAGCACAAGUCUGACCAACACGUAUUGCCACCAGAAGUUGAAGAAAUCGCUCGAAUUUCUUCUAAGCUCGAAAAUCCUUUGGCUGGAUUGACAACUCAAGAAUUGAUCGAUGAAGCCGAAGAGUUCUGUCUAAAACAUUCUCUACUGGAACAUGUCCAUACUUUUCGUCGAGGUGCAAUUUUGGCGGCCGAUCCUUCAGACCUCGAUAGAUUACCACAGAUCACAGAAGAAGAAAGACAAUGGGUUUCGUUUGAAACCACCCGCAAAUGGAAGCAACCAAUGACGAUGUUUUACAUUGCCGUUAUAUCUUCGAUGGCUGCUAUAGUCCAAGGGAUGGAUGAGGCUGUGGUUAACGGUGCCCAGAUUUUCUACUACGAGCGUUUUGGUAUACCGAGUAACGGUACCAACCAAAGGGCUGUAAUUCAAGGGCUUGUUAAUAGUGCCCCUUACCUGUGUUGUACCUUAUCUUGCUGGUUAACAGAUCCAUUGAAUCGCCGACUGGGUCGGCGUGGGGUGAUCUUUCUUUGUUGUGCAAUCACUGUUUUGGCCUCCAUCUGGCAAGCAUUCACCUACUCAUGGCCCCAAUUAUUCGCGGCUCGUUUGUUCCUUGGCUUUGGCAUCGGGCCUAUGUCCGCUACAGCUCCAAUCUACACUGCGGAAUGUGCUCCAGCUUCUAUACGAGGUGCGCUUGUGAUGCAGUGGCAAGUUUGGACGGCUUUUGGGAUUGCUCUGGGAGAUAUCGUCUCUGUCAUAUUUGUCGACAUCUCUCCGGAUCUGGCUUGGCGCCUGAUGCUUGGUUCAACUGCUGUCGCACCGGUUCUCGUUUGCCUGAUGAUAUAUCCUGCUCCAGAAUCCCCUCGAUGGUAUAUGUCUCGCGGUCGCAUUGCGGAUGCUUAUAAAUCGAUGUGUCGUCUACGAUUUUGUAAUCUCCAGGCCAGUCGAGACGUAUUCUACAUGGCAAAACUGCUCGCAGUCGAACAGGAAACUACGGCUGGGCGAAAUCUUUUCAAAGACCUUUGGCGGGUACCUCGGGUUCGACGGGCAGCUCAAUCUUCAGCUCUGGUCAUGUUCAUGCAACAAUUUUGUGGAGUAAACGUCAUCGCAUACUACAGUUCUCAAAUUUUCAUCGAUGCUGGUUUCGGCCGCAAAGAUGCUCUGCUCACCACUAUGGGAACUGGGCUCGUCAACUGGGUCUUUGCUAUCCCCGCUAUGUACACUAUCGACACUUUUGGCAGGCGUAAUCUCCUGCUAGUUACGUUACCAUGCAUGGCCGUAUGUUUACUCGUUACUGGAAUGGCAUUUUUCAUCCCGCAAGGAGACGAAAAUGAUCAUCGAAGAAUUUCUGUUGUUGCCAGUGCCAUAUAUCUCUUCAUGGCAUUUUACAGCCCUGGCGAGGGACCGGUUCCAUUCACAUACAGUGCGGAGGCCUUCCCUCUUUAUAUUCGUGACUUCGGGAUGUCUUUCGCUACCGCCGUGUGCUGGUUUUUCAACUUUAUCUUGGCAAUCACUUUCCCAUUGUUAUUGACCGCUUUUAAGGCACAGGGAGCUUUUAGCUGGUAUGCUGCAUGGUGCAUCGUUGGAACGGUGCUGGUUUUCUUCUUCUUACCUGAGACCAAAGCUUUGACUUUGGAAGAGCUAGAUGCAGUGUUCUCGGUACCUACUUCCAAACAUGCUUCCUAUCAAGCCAAGAACCUCGUAUAUCACGUGCGAAAAUUCAUAUUUAGACAACGCGUGGAGCCCUUGCCUUCUCUCUACGAGACGGGAAAACUCUUCUCUGCCUCCUAA